Morone saxatilis (striped sea-bass) is the source of this 9141-nucleotide messenger RNA. It is a transcript of the gene bach2b, whose product is annotated as BTB and CNC homology 1, basic leucine zipper transcription factor 2b. The transcript has 5 exons. Gene Ontology annotation, biological process: regulation of transcription by RNA polymerase II. The coding region runs from base 220 to 2703 and encodes 827 amino acids. Gene Ontology annotation, molecular function: DNA-binding transcription factor activity, RNA polymerase II-specific; RNA polymerase II cis-regulatory region sequence-specific DNA binding; protein binding. The record is from RefSeq and is a predicted model, not a curated record. Lineage: Eukaryota; Metazoa; Chordata; Actinopteri; Moronidae.
UGCUGGUGCUAGCCUUGUAUAAGGUCAUGUCUAGCGAGCAUGUUGGGGUGGGACGUGUGCACAGAUUUAUUUUAAUACACUGCAGGUCCUACCAGAGGGCGGAGGAAUGUCGAGCCUGCCAGCUCGUCCCAGGACUGCUGUCACACUAAGGACAAGACAGGACUUUUUAGUAGACACCACAGGCGAAUAAAAAAACACUGAAAAGAGGGCGUGAGCGGAAUGUCCGUGGAUGAGAAGCCUGAAGCCCCCAUGUAUGUGUAUGAGUCGACGGUUCAUUGUACCAAUAUCCUCCUCUGCCUCAACGACCAGCGGAAGCAGGAUAUCCUGUGCGAUGUGACUGUCCGGGUGGAGGGCAAGGAGUUCCGCGGGCACCGGGCCGUGCUGGCCGCCUGCAGCGAGUAUUUCCUCCAGGCGCUGGUAGGCCAGGCGGAGAAUGGCUUGGUCGUUAGCCUUCCGGAAGAGGUCACUGCCAGGGGAUUCGCCCCAUUGUUGCAGUUUGCCUACACUGCUAAGCUGUUACUCAGCAGAGAAAACAUCCAGGAGGUCAUCCGCUGUGCUGAAUUCCUGCGCAUGCACAACCUCGAGGACUCAUGCUUUCGCUUCCUGGAAGCUCAGCUGCGCAGUGAGGAGGACGGCUUGCUGCUCUGCCACAAGGUGGCGGCGGAGGUGAACAACUCAGAGGAUGAGAGCAUGCAGUCAGAGGUGGAAAGGCCCACCUCCCCCAGGGCGCGGCGGUGUGCCGACGCCCUCUCCUCCUUUCGACACCCUGAUGAUGAUCGGCUAGCGAUGGCUGUGCCCAGUAACUUCAUGGAUGGCCGUCUGGACUUUGAUCGGCAUGGUGCAUCAGACCUGCCACGAUGCCCCAAGUACAGGAAAUACCAGUGGGCUUGUAACAAGCACAAUAAUGACACCUCCUCAGACACCAGUACCUCAGGUUUUCCAAGCACAUUAAAGGAGAGCAGCGUAAGUGGGGCAGUGCCGGGUCAGGGCAGGCUGCCUUUGGCUCAGAUCAAAGUUGAACCACAGGCAGAGGAAGAGGCCAUCUCAUUGUGCCUGUCAGGGGACGAGCAGGACGUCAGGGAUAAGGACAGUGUGACAGCCAUGGAGAUGGAUAACCCAAUAUCUGUGGAAAGAACCAAGAGAACCAAGUCCCCUUCCUGCCUCCGAGCCUUCUUCAAGAAAGGGGUGGACCUCCCCAGUCUGCCCAACACAUCACAGCAGCUAUUCGCCAACAGACUUGUCUGCCCCCAGGACAAAGGAAACUCUCAGGGAGAUCAUAAAAAAGACUUCAGGCCUUUCACUGGGGAGCUGGGUCUGUCAGUUACAUCCCCAAAGGACAUGGACGGUUUCCCUGCAGGGUUGUCCCUCAAGUCCACUUCCUGCGAUGGGGUCUGCAAACAGGAAGUUGAGAUAGACCGCCGUAGUGUCAUAUUUUCCUCAGGGGCCUGCAACCGUCUGGGAACCCCAGCGCAUUCCUACCCUGGUGGGAACUCUUUGGAGAUGGAGCUCGUUGAGCCCAUGCCAAAGGGUGUGUGGGGUGGAACCAGCCAGUCCCUCCCCAGCUCCCAGACCUAUUCUCCCAGCACCACCUCUUCUGAGCCCCCAAUCCUGUGCCGCCCACGGCCCAACACCAGCUGCCCAGUGCCAAUCAAAGUGUGCCCACGCUCGCCGCCUUGUGAGACCCGCACCAGGACUUCCAGUUCCUGCUCUUCAUACUCCUAUGCGGAGGAUGGCAGCGGAGGCUCUCCCUGCAGCCUGCCCCAGUUUGAGUUUUCCUCCUCACCGUGCUCCAAUGUGGCACGCUGCCUCAAUGUGGACCAGCAGGAGCAAAGUGUGGGAGGGGAUGCCCUUUUUAACCAGGUGCGGCCCAAGAUCAAAUUUGAGCAGUCCUACGGCACCAACUCCAGCGACGAGUCAGGCUCCUUCUCAGAGGGAGACAGCGAGUCCUGCCAUGUACAGGAGCAAGGGCCAGAGGUGAAGUUGCCUUUCCCCGUAGAUCAGAUCACAAAUCUUCCACGGAACGACUUCCAAAUGUUGGUGAAAAUGCACAAACUGACCUCGGAACAGCUUGAGUUUAUCCAUGAUGUGAGGCGACGGAGCAAGAACCGCAUCGCGGCGCAGCGCUGCCGCAAGAGGAAGCUCGACUGCAUCCUGAACCUGGAGUGUGAGAUCCGAAAACUGGUGUGUGAGAAGGAGAAAUUGCUGAUGGAGAGGAACCAGCUGAAGGCGUGUAUGGGCGAGCUGUGGGAGAACUUCUCCUGCCUGUCGCAGGAGGUGUGCAGAGACGUCCAGCUGAGCCCCGAGCAGGUCCAGUCUUUACACCACUACUGCCCCGUGCUGCGGCCCGCCGACUCCACUGCCAGCAACAACGCCGCCCACCACCCUAAGCCUGCCUCCAGCCCCGCCGCCAACACCACCACCACCACCACCACCACCACCACCAGCAUCGACCUCACCACCCACUCGGGCUCGGCCACACCGGAGCCCAGCUUACACGGGUCGCCCGGCCCCUCAGAGAGCGAGCCCGACUCAGCCGUCAGGAACGGGGGAAACAGAGAUACGGACGGCCAGGACACCAGCUUGUACACAAAGUCAGGGCUGUCCGUGGAAAAAUCCAACCAGACGGUAACAGUGGAUUUUUGCCAGGAAAUGACUGAGAAAUGUACAACUGACGAGCAGCCAAGGAAGGACUCUACUAAGUAGUGGUGGUUCUCUGUGUUGUUUUUUAUUAUUUAAUUUUACUCUUCUGACAAACCCCUCUCUCGGGUUGUUGAGACGGUCAGCCUCCGCCAGUGUUCACUGAUAAACAAGCUUUGUUUGUAUUUAUGUCUUUUUGUGCUGUGUUUUUUUUUUUUUUUUGGAACGGUUGACACUAAAGUUGUCUUAACAGCAGCAAUACUGUUCUCCAGGUAUUCUCCUCUUACCAUGACAGAGUGGGGAACUUCUCACCAAACCCUUACAAUGGUGCUAUACUCUCCCCGGCAGCAACCUUUACAGUGGAGACUCUGUUCUCCACGUCAUCACACAUCACAACUCAUAGUUGAACCUCAUCGGACCUAAACAGCAGCUCUCUUUGUCUCCCUGUGUACCAACAGUAUCUUUGUUCCUGCCUUCCUCUUUCACAUUUUCCUCUUCUCUUUUUUUCCCACUCUGUCUCUAUCAAUCUUCUCUACCUCUCUCUGUCCCUCUCUCUCUCUCUCUCUCUCUGUCUGUGGUUCGUCUCUCACUAUAUCUCAGUGGCCCUUUUCGUCACAGCAAUUCAAACUCAGGAAAAUAAAAUAAAAUAUCCUCUGAAUGUUCAAUCUAAUUGACCCUGCCUAAGUCCCACCUCUUUUGGAACCUCAGUCAACUUCCUCUUUUCCUGUACUUAGUUAUGCUAUGCUAUGUGCUAGGCUAGUCUAUGUUGAAAAGAUAACCAUAUUUAAAAGAAGGUUUAAAGAUAAAAGCAACAUUUACAGUAUUGCUAAAGUCUAAGUUAGCUAAUGUUAGCAAAACACUUGAUAAAUAGGUUGCUCAUCUAUUGUUAGCUAGCUAAUUAGAUUCCAUUUUGCUAACAUUAGUUAUCAGAUGUAACUAAGUUAGCUAGCUAACAAUUAAUGUAGAAACCGCUAGCUACUUAGCUAGUGGUUUACUGUGUAGCAUGCUAGCUACCUAGCCAGCUAAUGAUUGGUGUGCACUAUAUCUAUAUAUAUCUAAUUUUUAUCUUUUAACAAUUAUCAAAAUGUGGUUGUCAAUUUAAACAUAAAUUAGCCUAGCACAUAGCAUAUCUAAGUACAGGGAAGGAGAAAAGUGACAAAGGUUCUGACUGAGGCUUGCUCAACUGUUAUUGGAGCACAUAGCAAAAUGGGGCGGUACUUAGGAAGGGUCAAUUCCUAAAAAAUGAGAAUACAGCUUCUGUACGUGAGGGAGUUAAUGAUGCAGUUAGGCUGUAAAAUGUUCAUAUGCAAAAAUGUCUUCAAGCGUCUCGCAUUUGUAUUUCUGUACAGGAGAACUUUGUACAGGCUGUAACCGAAAACAUUCCUCCUUGCCUUCCUCAGCACUGAAUUGAAAGGAAGAAAAAAAAGUCUUUGCAGGCGGUUAAAUGGCUAUUUUUUAUUUUCCACUCAUCAGCAAUACCAUUGUAUUUGGAUGUUGUACUGGUGACUUUCAAGUGCUUGUUUGGCACAAAUGUAAAUAGUAUGGAGCAUGAUGACUGUAACAGUGAUUUUGUACAGGUAGAGGCUUAGAUGUUUCUUUCUCACCGGGAUUAUAUCAAGCACCUUUUUGCUAAGGGAAAAAAAAAUCUUUGCUUUGCUGUUUCCUGUCCUGCCUAACGAAUACUCCCCAUCAUGGCGGGUGUUCUUAUACUCAGGAAAUCAGCUUGACACACAUGUAGACACACUUAUACAGUACAUACAGACACACGCAUCAACACACACGUAGAAUUUUGAGACCCAUGCAUGUAUAAAAGUUAGACAUUCAAGACUUGUUUUUAACGCGUAGGCUCAAGCCAGAUCCUCUCCACCUUUGACUCCUCUUUAAAUGUGAAAAAAGAGUUCUGCCUUGUGUUUUUUCGGAGGAAAUCUUAUUUCUUAUCAGUAUUUAAAGACGCUAUUUGUGUACACUUUCGCAGACACGCUUUGGUUUUCUUCAGUGUUGCUGUUUGAUGUUCGAGGGAAAGAGAACAGAGCACAGCCAACAUCCAAGUUAACUUUCAUUUUUUUCAAACUGAUCCUGAAAAAAACGAAACACCUAUUGACAAAGGAAAAUAAAUGAACUUUAUUCGGGCACUUUGUUUCUGGCCCCAAGCGCUCAGAGCCAUUUAGCACUUCAAUGAGGGUCUUUGUCUUUGUUUCAGACCCCUUAAAAGUAUUAGACGGGAGCACUUAAAUUGGCCCUUCAAAAGGAAACAUCAUGUGGAUAUGAUUAUAUACAAUAAAAUAUCCCUAUGAAAAAGAUGUAUCUGAAACCUAAACACAAAAGGAAGUUAAUGCUUUAGUAUAAGAUUGUUCACACCUUAUAUUUGUAUUUCUUUAGGAAUUGAAUAAGCUAAUUCAGAUUUCAUUUGACGUGAAAAGGGUUUAUGUCUUGUCCAAAUGAUUAAGUAACAAUCAUAUAAGAUAGUAACACGUUUUGCCCUAAUUGUGCAUUUGUUUGAACAUCCCAGUCUGUGAUGUGCAUGCAUGCUGCCUAUAGCUGUGAGCCUAGUUAGUUUUUUCUAGCUUCUGUUUGCCUUGUAAGUUCUCUCUGGAGCAGUCUGCUUUUAAAAUGAUAUUUUUAAAAUUUCAAUGUAUAAAGAAGCUGAAUUAUCUCAACCCUCACUAGAGGCUGGCUUCAUGUGCGAGAACUCUAGUGCAAAGGUUGAAUUCAAUUGGAAUGUGACGCUUUAUUCAUUGCUCUUUAAAGCCCCAAUCCAAAAUGGCGCUCCCUGUUAGCUUAAUAGAGAGCUGAAGCUGACGUCACCUCUAGGCUAGUUUCUGUAGCUCAGCAUUAUCUCUCAUUGAGCAUUUCUUCCACACUCUUUCUGAAGUUUACUAUCCUCACUCAAAAAGAGUAUCUUACUUGCUAUUAAAAAUGCAAACCCUUUGUGAUUUAAAAAAAGCUAAACAACCAGGAUUUUGUUAACAUGCACACAACUACAGCUUCCAUGAAGUUUAACCAACCAAAAUAUGUCAUUGUAACUGUUGGCCGCUGCUAUCUUGAGCUGGUGACGUCAUUCAUUUCAUGACAUGAAACCCCCUUUUUAUAGUAUCACAUAACUAAUUCAAAUUAAACUGAAGCAAAAUUAACCUCUAAACAUACUUCAGCAGCCUUUAAUGGACACAUUUACUUAAAGUCACAAAGGGUUCCAAUAUUAAUAGAAGGUGUAUAUAAAAAAUAUAUACCAUAUACAACCUUCUAUAAUAGGUAAAUCUAAAAAUGUGGAUAGUAAACCCCAUAGCCAGGUCAAUUGGGAGUGUUAGUGAGCUAGGCUGAAACAAAGGUCAUUUUGAAGCUAAAAAAUGUUAAAUUCUAACAAUUUCUUUGGCCAAAAACCAAACAAUAAAAACUAGUUAACCUGUGAUUGGGGCUUUAAAGUUUGGAUGAUAUCUCUUGAAGUUCUCCCCCUCGCUUUAACCAAUGUAAUUUUUAGAUGUAGUUAAAAUAUGAUCUCACACGUGAGGCUGUUUCAGCCGAACAGAGUAUAACUGUAUUUUAUGAACCCGUACUUUAAUUGUUAAAAGAACGGUCCCUGCUUUGUAGAAUAUACAGACCCAUACAUGCACAAACACAUGCACACACACACGUGAUACAGAAUACAGAACGCCCACAGUACAUGCGUUUCUUGGGGCACAGCCUGCGUGCGGCCGUGAUUCAGCCCGUUUUCCUAUUUGUGCUUUUUCAUUCUUGUACGCGAAACAGUAUUUACCAUGUGGAGAUUCUACCAGGUUCAAGCCAGAAAACUCAAGUGGAAUCAUCUACAUUAUACCAGAAGCUUCUUUUCUGCAAACAUUAUGCAACUCAUUUUCUAUUCAUGUACUUUUUUUAUUUGCUUGAUGUUACAUUAAGGUGUUGCAUUGGAAAGCACCAACUCUUGACUUUGUUUUUCUGUUUGGAGAAAAGUUGUGUAGCAAAACUAUUGUAACAAAGGACCCUGGGUGUCUUUUCACAUGUCCUAAUAAUACUGCAAUGAUCACAUUCUUGUUUUUGCAUUGCAGACUUUCUGUUACACAUUUUGAAUGUUGAUAAUUCAACCUGACAACCUUUCCAAUUCCUGCAGAGCUAAGAUGAAAGAUACAAUAAACGGCCGCCCCUGAAAAGCUUUUUGUCCAGAACUUCUGACCUCUUCAGGUCUUGCUGCAUUGCUCCAACACUGACUGUUUGCUCAAAGCACAGUAACACCCUCAGCUUAAGUGGUGAGAUGAGUUCAUGUCAGCAUCUCCAACAGGUCAACUGUUGUUAAAGGGGUCAGCUCACUCAAAUGUACAAAAACAAAGUUUUGGUUGUAAAGUGUCGUAAAAUGUAGCAUCUUCUUGCAGAAGUAGUGUCCUUUUGCUUUGGAUAAUCACUUACUGUGAACAGUUUUUGUAGUUAGUUUUUUUUAGUUAUUUUAAUGAAAACUAAUAUAAUUGAAAUUCCAUUCAGGUCCAUUCUAUCAGGCUGGUGGCAGAAAUCUUAGACAGUGUCAGACUGUCUAGAUACCAGCAGAGGUAAUUACGUUUUCAAUUAAUUAUUACACACACAUAUAUAUGUGUGUGUGUGUGUGUGUAUAUAUAUAUAUAUAUAUGAAGAAGUAUGGUCUAGACCUGCUCUAUAUAAAAAGUGUCCUGAGAUAACUUCUGUUAUAAAUUGGCAAUAAACAAAUAUAAUUAUAUAAUUUAUAUAUACAUAUAUAUAUAUAUAUUGUAAUUUGGGUGAACUGACCCUUUAGUGUCUCAGGGUGCCAAUCAUUUGAACAUGCUCUCUGUAUCACUCUGAAGCAGACCUCUGCCUUUCUUUUUUUUACUUUUCUUUUUACUUCGAGAGUCAAAUAAAAUGUCCCCUAAAAUUAAUUGUUAAUGUCACUUAAAGCUGCAUUCAUUGAUUUUAAGCCACUUGGGGGCAGCAGAGUAAUCAGUUAACACAACAUUGUCAUAUUGUCACCUAACAAAUUAGCAAACAGUUGCCUGCUUACACAUCAAGCCGACAGAGAGCAGCAUUAGCAUUCAGUUGGAGAGCUGUUUGUUUCCAUCUGAUGAAUGACCAGUAUUGACUUUUUUUUAACUCUGUGUUGGCCUCAAACUCCCCCUGAGAAAAAGAUCUGACUCUUUAGCUGCUAAAGGCUCCACUAUGUUCACCAGAUAGAUGCUAACUUUGUAUCUGUGCUGUUUGGUGCUAGGCAGGUAGCGUACAAUGAGUUUGUUAAGGCUUUUUUUGUUGUUGCUAAAAAAAGCUGCUAGAAAUGAAUUCCCUGGUUUUAAAACCAAAAACAAACAAAUUCUCUACUGGUUUGUCACUACGAGUAACACCUAUCACAUUACACAUGAUCCAUUGUUCAGAUACAAAUAUUGAUUAGUGCAGCUUUAAAUGAUGUAACAGUAAUAAUUCUAUGCAUAGAAAAUUAAAUGAAAUAGUUAGAUAUGAGGAAUCCUCCAGGUUACUUUGUGCCGGCCAAACUCUUUUUGGUUGUGGCCAUUGCAGCAGAUUGAUUUAAGUUUCGCUGUAACUCUGUUCAUUGAAUGCUCGUUACCAUUUUGCUGUGGAUUUGUCUUGUUUAGUUAAACUCUUUUUUUUGUUGCUGCUUCUCUGAAACAAACACUGGCUUUUCAACUCCAAAGGUUGUUCUGUAAAAGAAUAUGAACAAAAACAUGCCUUUCUCACAGAUUGCUCAACUUUAUUGAAAAAAAAAUAAAUCUGGUAUCCUGGUUGAAAGCGCAGGCUGAGAUCAUCGAGUAAAAUAUAAAAAUGAAAAAUGUUUACAAAUAGGUGUCAUGUCAUGUUUGAUAAUUUGCCAUGUAAAAUUGACGCUUGGUUCAAUUGGACUGAUUCUUGGUGUUGUGUAAAGAGACAAAGAAUGAGUUUCCUCACCUUGUCUUUAAUCCAACUUUCGGGAUGGGUCAGCAUUACAUGGAUACAAGUGCACCUCCGAUAUUUGCCUUAGAACUUGCAGAGGCCAUAGUUCACAUUCAAGUGAAGUGAGUGUAUGCAGGGCCCUGGGCCCCCAUCCCUGAGUCACCAGUGCGGACUUUCUCACACUUAUCUACCUGUGAAAUCCUUCAUACCUCUCAUAACUGGUCAAUGACUGUAUCAGCAAACUGCAUCAGGUGUUUUUUCUACAUGCUUUUUACACAGAUUAUAUGGAUUAUUGUAUUAGUAGAUUUUGGUGCAUCAUUUUUAAUGUAAUAGCUCUUAAGCUUGUAGUUCAAGUUGUUGUUUUUUUCUUUCAUUUUUCUAGAUGAUUGUUUUGUGUUAAUAUUGUCAAUUUGGAAUAGCUGUUAUUUGCUUAUUCUCUACUAAGAGUUCUUACCUUUAUAAUUUUUAAAUGCUACAUGACCCUAAUGAAUUAAAAUGACUUAAUAAUCAUUGUAAAUACGGUAUUGUGCAAACCCCACUUUCAUUCAUUUCAAUUGCUAGUGUUCUAUAAAUUACUUUUUUGUCUAGACACCAUUUCUCUUUAUGAAAUAAAGAAACGUGCAUAUCAUG